Messenger RNA from Cladophialophora yegresii CBS 114405, 1986 nucleotides. RefSeq lists its product as uncharacterized. The record is from RefSeq and is a predicted model, not a curated record. The coding region runs from base 1 to 1986 and encodes 661 amino acids. Gene Ontology annotation, molecular function: transmembrane transporter activity. The transcript is spliced from 4 exons. Gene Ontology annotation, biological process: transmembrane transport. NCBI's taxonomy places the organism in Eukaryota, Fungi, Ascomycota, Eurotiomycetes, Chaetothyriales, Herpotrichiellaceae.
AUGUCGGGAGAUCGUUUUGACGCGGAUCAUAAUGUCCCGAAGAUACAGGACUCGGUGACACACACCAGCCCUACGCCCAAGAACAACCAUGAGCGGGUGACGGAAACCCGUCUGUCACACUCACAGUCUGUGCAUUCGUCGGAACACCGCAGCAUUGGAGACUCUUCAGACCAUGGCUCGCUCGAGAGGAUACCGACUGCUCAAACAGAGCUUGCGGAUGCCGUCGUGGCCCAACGAACGGCGACCGAACCGGGACCAGUAUAUUCGGUGUUUACGAAGCAGCAGAAGAUAUUCAUUGUCUUCAUGGCGUCUUGGGCUGGAUUCUUCUCUCCUGUGUCGGGUCAGAUCUAUUUCCCUGCGCUGAAUGCCUUGGCGAAAGACUUGCAUGUUUCCAACACGUUGAUCAACUUGACCUUGACAUCUUACAUGAUAUUUCAAGGCCUGGCGCCUACGUUUGUUGGAGACCUUGCCGAUGCUGCGGGUCGGCGGCCCGCAUAUGCUAUUUGCUUUGUAAUAUACAUCCUCGCGAACAUCGGCCUUGCGCUGCAGAAUAGCUAUGCGGCUCUUUUCGUGUUACGCUGCUUCCAGAGCACUGGCUCCAGCGCAACGAUCGCCAUGUGCAGUGCUGUCGUCGCUGACGUCGCCACCCCUGCCGAGCGCGGCAAGUAUAUGGGAUUCACUCUAGCCGGAUCACUACUCGGCCCAGCCAUCGGUCCCGUCAUUGGAGGUGUCCUCGCCGAGUUUCUAGGUUGGCGUUCGAUCUUUUGGUUCCUAAUGAUCAUGGGUUCGGCCUUCAUGUGUGUCUUUGCCAUAUUUUUUCCAGAAACAGCACGCAAUCAGGUCGGCAACGGUUCGAUCCCGCCAAAGGGCUGGAAUAUGUCGUUGAUGAAUUAUCUUGCCAUCCGCAAAGCACGAAAGCUUCGGCCCGACGACCAGCAGUCAGUGGCGGAACUACGAUCCAAAUCUGGCCUGGGUAAGAAAAAGACGUUCCGCUUUCCGAAUCCCCUGCGAUCUCUUCACGUCAUGUUCGACAAGGAGAAUGCGCUCCUGCUGUGGUAUAACGCCUUCCUGUUUGCAGCUUUCUACGACGUCACGGCAGCGAUGCCCUCGCAGCUGGAGGCAAAUUACGGGUACAACGAGCUUCAGAUCGGUCUCUGCUUUAUCCCUUUUGGAUUCGGAUCCUUGUGCGCUGCGUUGACUAACGGGCAAUUACUGGAUCGCAACUUCGCUCGUUGGUGCAAGAAGCUGGGGGUGCAGAUCAGAAAAGGCCGAAACCAGGACCUCAGCAAUUUUCCGAUAGAAAAAGCAAGGUUACAGAUCGCCAUUCCAGCGUCUUACAUCACCGCGGUGCUUGUGUGUAUAUUCGGAUGGAUCUUGGAUGUCAACGGACCACUCCCGGCCUUGCUCGUCGUCUUGUUUUUUACUAGCCUCAGUAUGUCGAUGGCGUUCAACGUCACGAGUACAUUGCUCGUCGACUUCUACCCAAAGGCCCCGGCAACGGCAACAGCUGCAAAUAAUCUCGCUAGGUGCGGGUUGGGAGCAGGCGCAACCGCUGCUAUUUUGCCGAUGAUUAACGCCAUGGGCAGAGGAUGGACCUUCACUUUCCUGACCUUCUUUCUGAUAUUCACUUCUCCCAUGCUGUGGGCCGUAUACUUCUGGGGGAUGAAGUGGAGGACGGAGCGCAAUGAGCGGGAAAAGAAAGCUCAACAAUCGAAGGAGGAGAAGCUCCACCAGUCCAGCUCCGGCGAAGUGGGAUCUUUCAAUGAUGGCAAAGAUCAUGAGAAGCCACCUGUCGAAGGCGGGGUUCCUGAAAUGGCCGCUGUGGCAGAGAAAGAUCGCGAGAUGGCUCGUGACUUUCAGAAGUCGUACAAGGGCAACACCAGCAUGCAAGACAAACAUAAGACCCAGAGUAAUGACGAGAUUUCAGAGGACGAUGGUCACGAUGUCACACUAUCGCGGACCUUUUCCUAUCAGUCGGGGUACUAA